Molecule: messenger RNA, 4219 nt
Organism: Betta splendens (Siamese fighting fish)
Lineage: Eukaryota; Metazoa; Chordata; Actinopteri; Anabantiformes; Osphronemidae
Gene: grm2a
Product: glutamate receptor, metabotropic 2a
Exons: 6
Coding region: 1168-3849 (893 amino acids)
Biological process (GO): regulation of synaptic transmission, glutamatergic; G protein-coupled glutamate receptor signaling pathway
Cellular component (GO): membrane
Molecular function (GO): group II metabotropic glutamate receptor activity
Source: RefSeq, a predicted model, not a curated record
CUCUGAAAGCGCGCGUCCCCGGCGUGCGUCGCGGUGCCAUCUGGGACUGACCUCACACUCCUCCGUGCCGUGUCAAAACUUGUUUGCGGAUCCCAAAUGAAAUUUCCGAUGCUGUGGAUAAGCAGUCUCCCAGGAAUCGUUCUUUUAACAUGCUGUGCCCCCCUCCUGACCGCCUGAACAAAUAGAGGGCGAGUCCUGGAGCUCCCCGCGCGUCGGUGUUCGGAUGCAUUUCAACACCUUUCUAAGCAGAGCAACGCAGCCGAGAGAGCCUUUUUUCCGUUAGGCUCUAAAUUACAUAAUAUGAAUUUGGCACACAGUUGCGAUGAGGCAGACUGUCUCCAGGACGGCUCCCGCGUCGAGCAACUGCGCCUGUGUUCAGAGUGUCCAGAGCCUCUGAGUUGAGGCACUCCCAGACGCUAUUUUUUUAGACAAUAUUCUUCCCAGUUGCUGAGGAUUUUGAGCCUUCUCCUGUAACAGGUAGAAACUUUGUGUCCAAUCCCCUCGUUUUUUUACGCACAACUUCUUCUGCAUUAGAUGAUUCUCCAAUUCGUCAUAUUUGCCACUUUUAUUCUAGACUGGUCUUUGAAUUGUUUACACUUCUCUUUUUACAACUGAUGCUCAAGUAAAACGCCCUCUUCUCGCCCCAGCGACGAACUGGGCGUCACGUAAAUGUGUUUAGGAGAUGUGACUUUUGAACCGCUGUUGGGAUCAGACUUCCAGGAUCCUGCGGCUUUUCAGCACCGCGGACAGCUCCCGGUCCGCGGUUCAAACUUCGGGCAGACGCCGCUCGCCUCCUCCGCUCGCGCAGCUCCCGUGCAUUUCACUGAUCCCGCUUCGAACAAGCACCGCCGCAAACGGAUAUGCUUUGGUUUUACACAGCCCAUUCAUCGCACGGCGACGCUGGGAACUGAGGAGUCGCUCACAGGCUGUAAUCUACAACCCCCCCCGCCCCACCCCCGACCCCCCUCCCCGAGGACGCGGAGGACGGAGAGGAUGGCGCUGGUGCUGUAAAUGGCCCCUGUCAGGAUAAAAAGCGCGGCGCUCUGAGAUCCGGUGCUGCUGCGCCUCGCUGUCUCCCAACCCGAGCGCCGCCGCCGCCGUCGUCAGCAGCAGCAGCAGCCGAGCGGAACCCACAGGCAGGACGGUGACCUGGUUUCGCCCGGGGCUAUGUCGCCGGGGAGAUCCCCCGCGCCGGGGGUGCGCCCUGCGCCCCGGCCCGUCUGGCUGUCCCACCUCAGCCUGCUGUGCCUGUGCGUGUCCCUGUUGGCCCAGGCUCCCCAGGGUCUGCCCGUGGUGGGCUACAACCCCGACUCCAAGCGGGAGAUCACGCUGGACGGGGACCUGAUGAUCGGCGGCCUGUUCCCGGUGCACCAGAAGGGCGAGGGAGCGGAGGACUGCGGGAAGAUCAACGCCCAGCGGGGGAUCCAGAGGCUGGAGGCCAUGCUGCUGGCGCUGGACGAGAUCAACAGGGACGAGCGCAUCCUGCCCGGGAUCAGGCUGGGGGCGCACAUUUUGGACACCUGCUCCAAGGACACCUACGCUCUGGAGCAGUCGCUGGAGUUCGUCAGGGCCUCACUCACCAAGGUGGACGACAGCGAGUACACGUGCCCCGACGGCUCCUACGCCAUCCACGACGACGUCCCUCUGGCCAUCUCCGGGGUCAUAGGCGGCUCCUACAGCGACGUCUCCAUCCAGGUGGCCAACCUGCUGCGGCUCUUCCAGAUCCCCCAGAUCAGCUACGCCUCCACCAGCGCCAAGCUCAGCGACAAGAGCCGCUACGACUACUUCGCCCGCACCGUGCCCCCCGACUUCUACCAGGCCAAGGCCAUGGCGGAGAUCCUGCGCUACUUCAACUGGACCUACGUGUCCACGGUGGCCUCGGAGGGCGACUACGGCGAGACGGGCAUCGACGCCUUCCAGCAGGAGGCGCGCGCGCGCCACAUCUGCAUCGCCACGUCGGCCAAGGUGAGCCGCUCCAUGAGCCGCUGGAGCUACGAGAACGUGAUCCGCUCGCUGCAGCAGAAGUCCAACGCCAGGGUGGUGAUCCUGUUCACGCGCAGCGAGGACGCGCGCGAGCUGCUGGUGGCCGCCAACCGCAUGAACGUCACCUUCAUCUGGGUGGCGAGCGACGGCUGGGGGGCGCAGGAGAGCGUGGUGAGGGGCAGCGAGGCCGUGGCCGACGGGGCCUUCACCAUCGAGCUGGCGUCGUACGAGAUACACCAGUUCAACCAGUACUUCACCGGCCUGCACCCGUACAACAACACGCGGAACCCCUGGUUCCGGGAGUUCUGGGAGAACCAGUUCCAGUGCAGCCUGCACGACCUGAGCUGCGGGAAGCACUCGCUGCGCGAGGCCCCGUUCCAGCCGGAGUCCAAGAUCAUGUUCGUGGUGAACGCCGUGUUCGCCAUGGCGGCGGCUUUACACAACAUGAGGCAGGCCGUGUGCCCCAACUCCACCAAGGUGUGUGACGCGCUCAAACCUGGCAACGGCAGGAAGUUUUACAGGGACUACAUCCUCAAGGUCAAGUUUGAUGCCCCGUUCCGUCCGCCGGACACGGAGAACGUCGUUCGCUUCGAUGCCUUCGGAGACAGCCUCGGACGCUACAACAUUUUCCACUACCACAAGGAGGACGGGCGCUACGUCUACCGCAACGUUGGCUACUGGGCUCAGGGCCUGACUCUGAACACCAGCCUGAUCCCCUGGGCUGGCCAGGUGGCGCCCACCUCCCAGUGCAGCGACCCCUGCAGGAAGCACGAGGUGAAGAGCAUGCAGCCCGGGGACGUGUGCUGCUGGAUCUGCAUCCCCUGCCAGCCCUACCAGUACCUGCAGGACGAGUUCACCUGUGCCGACUGCAGCUUCGGCCAGUGGCCCCUGGCCAACCUGACCGGCUGCUACGACCUGCCCGAAGAGUACAUCCGGUGGGAGGACGCCUGGGCCAUCGGGCCUGUCACCAUCUCCUGUCUGGGGAUGAUGUGUACUCUCUUCGUAGUCGGCCUGUUCUUCAAGCACAACGAGACGCCCGUGGUGAAGGCCAGCGGACGCGAGCUCUCCUACAUCCUCCUGCUGGGAGUGCUGAUGUGCUACAGCAUGACCUUCAUCUACAUCGCCAAACCCUCCACGGCCGUGUGCACCCUCCGCCGGCUGGGCCUCGGCACCUCCUUCGCCGUGUGCUACUCGGCCCUGUUGACCAAGACCAACCGCAUUGCCCGCAUCUUCAGCGGCGUGAAGGACGGCGCCCAGCGGCCGCGCUUCAUCAGCCCCGGCUCCCAGGUGGCCAUCUGCGGCGCCCUCAUCUCCUGCCAGCUGGUGGUGGUGGUGGUGUGGAUGCUGGUGGAGACCCCCGGGGUGAGGAAGGAAGUGAGCCCCGAGCGCAGGGACGUGGUCACCCUGAAGUGCAACAGCAAAGACUCCAGCAUGCUCAUGUCCCUCACCUACAACUGCGUCCUCAUUAUUCUCUGCACGGUCUACGCCUUCAAGACCCGCAAGUGUCCAGAGAACUUCAACGAGGCCAAGUUCAUCGGGUUCACCAUGUACACCACCUGCAUCAUCUGGCUGGCGUUCCAGCCCAUUUUCUACGUCACGGCCAGCGACUACAGGGUGCAGACCACCACCAUGUGCAUCUCUGUCAGUCUGAGUGGGUCGGUGGUGCUGGGCUGCCUCUUCGCUCCCAAGGUCCACAUCAUCCUGUUCCAGCCGCAGAAGAAUGUCAGCACCCUCCGGGUGGCCACCACUCGCUUCAGUGUGACCACUGGCCCGGGCUCAAGCUUCUCUCAAGCUUCAGCCUCCAAUGUCGUUCCAACAGUGUGUAAUGGACGAGAGGUGGUGGACUCCACAACGUCCUCCUUGUGAAGAUCAGCUGGGUUCCUUUGCCAAACAUUGUAAACAGAGUUAUAUAAUCACUAGUCCUGAAUCAGGUGUCUCAGAUAUUAAAGAGGUCACGCAGACGACUGUCCUGACUUUGUUGUCCUCGAAGUGCUGUGAGUACAAUGUCCCAAUUAUUUUACUUUGUUCUUUGACUCGUAGCAAUUUAACAUGAGAUGCCAAUAAAGUCGCAUAUAGCCCUUGUUUUUAUGGAAGAAUCUACUUGCAACGAUGGAGUAAAUUAUAGUAAAUCUGUUAAAUGUAAUAUAUUCAAGACGUUUUUAAUGUAGAUUUUGGUGAACCAGUUUGUGCUUUCUUGUAAUUUAUGUAAAUAAAGUGUGUUUUUUAUUAAUACUAA